Molecule: messenger RNA, 1107 nt
Organism: Anopheles coluzzii
Lineage: Eukaryota; Metazoa; Arthropoda; Insecta; Diptera; Culicidae
Exons: 4
Coding region: 288-653 (121 amino acids)
Source: RefSeq, a predicted model, not a curated record
UGUGUGUGUGUAAAAAAACGUAAACAAUGUUGUUGGCUGAUCAAGUGCGGUAAGUUUUUUAAUAAUUAAGUUCUUAAUUUUACGUAAGUAAGUGCCAUUUUAGCUAAAGAAAGUGGUAGAAGUCCUUCCCAAUGUGUGCUGGCUCCGUCGGAAGCGGUACGUGCAUGUACCGGCGUAGGAAAGUGGUGUGAUGAACAACACAGCAUAAGACAACGGAUAUAAUGCAGAAACAAUAUGGGCCUGCCGCAGGUGUUUGCGACUGUGCGUUGCAUUUUAUAUGAUUCGGUAUGUUCGCCAAUUUUCCUCUAUCCUGGAACAUGGGGUUACGAGGAACCGUUCAAGAAGAUCCCCCGGAAGCUGUACGGCGACGAGUCGGGCUCUACCAGCACCAUACGCUAGAGGCCCAGCCGGCACCGGGUGCCCCGAUUGCGCCGCCGGACGGUGUCGAGGAAAAAACGUUGAAACGUUCGGGGCAGGAAUUCAACCCUUCGGAUCUGCAUUAUCCGCUGUCCCACAAUAGCUGCAGCAGCAACAGGACCGAACCGACCGCACUACUGAUUGCGGUCAAAUUUCCUGGCAGGAGAAAAAACCCCACAAGUGUAUCGAUUUCAUCGACGGUCGCUCGCUGGCAGCACCAACAUACCACCGAAUAACCCCGGAAAGGCGACAAACACUCAUCACAGUGGCGACAGUGGCAAAUUGUUAACGUGAACCCACUUCCGCCCAUCUACACGACAUCGCGUUAAUAGUGUUAUUGUGUUAAUUGGAAAAAUAACUUUAUGUUAACGAGUUAAGUUUAAUCUUAAGUGCGCUUUAAGUCAUAAAUCGAUAUGCCUAAUUUUAUGUUAAGUGUUUUGAAAUGUGCGUGUGUGUGAAGGGGCGGAAUAAGCGCUAAUUUUGCCCCGUGGUCUUGAGGGGCCCCAAAAAAGGAACCCACCCCCCACUCGCAAGUAAAAUUGCUACCCAAUCCUUCUCUAGUUUAGAGAAUUUCCCUGCUAGACGCUUAAACCAAACUUACAUUUAUGCGACUGCUUAGGGCAUCCACCCGUAUGUGCGGGUUUUACACUACAUUUUAGAUAAAUAAAUCUAGUUUAUAUUCUCAUAAAA